Coffea eugenioides is the source of this 1014-nucleotide messenger RNA. RefSeq names its product photosynthetic NDH subunit of subcomplex B 4, chloroplastic. Gene Ontology annotation, biological process: photosynthetic electron transport in photosystem I. The transcript is spliced from 6 exons. Lineage: Eukaryota; Viridiplantae; Streptophyta; Magnoliopsida; Gentianales; Rubiaceae. The record is from RefSeq and is a predicted model, not a curated record. Gene Ontology annotation, cellular component: NAD(P)H dehydrogenase complex (plastoquinone); chloroplast thylakoid membrane. Bases 79 to 639 code for a protein of 186 amino acids.
AACAUGAGGCUAAAAUGAUAGCAUACAAAAGUACAAAGACAUUACUCAAAUUACCUCUGCCUCUCAACCAGCCUGAAAAUGGCUGAAGCUGUCAUGAGUUUCACCAUAGCCAAACCUAAUUUCCAAAGUACUUCUGUCCAGACAACAAUAGCGGACUUAAACCCCUUCUCAAAAUCACUUAGGCUUUGCCCAACAGCAGGACUUCACAAUGGCAGGAAUUUGAUUGGAGGCAUCAAUAGCAAAAGGGCUUCAACAUGUAAAGCAAAUGCCUUCCCAGAUUGGCCAUUGAUGGCAGUACUGGUUGAGCAUGCUGAAGGACAAAGAGACCUCAUAACCCACAAAUCCAUUUGGCACCUAAGUGAUCAAGCAAUAAAGAAUGUUUACACAUUUUACAUCAUGUUCACAUGUUGGGGAUGCUGUUUCUUUGGUUCUACCAAAGAUCCUUACUAUGACUCAGAGGAGUAUAGAGGAGAUGGAGGGGAUGGUACUGGACACUGGGUCUAUGAGAAGCAAGAAGACAUAGAAGAAAGGGCUCGAGCACAACUGUGGCGCGAAGAACUCAUAGAAGAGAUUGAGCAAAAGGUUGGGGGCCUAAAAGAGCUGGAAGAAGCUGGCAAGAAAGAAGAGCUUGUCAAGUGAACUUGUUCUGGCACAGUGUUGCAAAUUUAAGCACAUUUGGUUCACCUUUUGAUCAUUUGUAGUGAUAUAGAAAGCAAUAGUGGAAAUAUUUUGAACAUCUUGAUAGCAACAUGAUCACUAUAAACCAUUUGCCUUGUUGAAAAUAGGUUAAGUGACAGAUCCAACCGAUCCAAAAUCUAGCUUGACCUGUGAUCAGUCUUUAGCAGAUACACAAUGGAACUUAUAUCUCGUAACCAAGAUACCUUAUAGUACAAGACAAAAUUCAGCAAGUCAGCUGAACAAUUCUGAAGAGGAAAAGCAUCUUGGUCUUCCAUCUGUACGACAAAUCAUGAAUUUUUUCUUUAACGCAUUGAACCUUGUUCCAGAAGCAGAACA